Molecule: messenger RNA, 2543 nt
Organism: Oncorhynchus tshawytscha (Chinook salmon)
Lineage: Eukaryota; Metazoa; Chordata; Actinopteri; Salmoniformes; Salmonidae
Product: proline-rich receptor-like protein kinase PERK10
Exons: 3
Coding region: 1113-2543 (476 amino acids)
Source: RefSeq, a predicted model, not a curated record
CUAAAAGGGGCAAUGUUGUAUUUUGAGAUCGGCUUGAAUCAACUAAAUAGCCAACAGGCAGAGGGUAGCGUAAUUUGUAUUUUUCUCUGUAAUAAUGGUAUGGGAAUAAUAAUGCUUUUUAUUUGGUAAAUUGUUUUCUUGCAUCAAACAACACCAUUUUCAGUCACCUCCUUGUCUGAAGGACAAGUGGAUAAACAGGUUCAUGUGAAGCCCUGUAUGUUUUUCCCCAUAAGUCUCAUGGAAUGUAGGCCUAUAUUGAAAAUCACACAUUGGCUGCUACUGUAGGCUGAUUGAUAUGUUAUUUCCAUGUUAAAAUGUUAUGGGAUGCAUUUUCUCCAUUGUUUUUAAUGGUAGGCGACGUUGGUAGGCGAACGUUAUGAUCAAAUAGCCACAGUAGCCUACUUGGCCACUGUUAAAACUGUAACUUAAAGCAAGAACAGCCUCAAUGUUCACAGUAAACGCGCACUGGAAGUUUCACAACAUCCAAGUUUGCGCUCAGCAGACCUUACAUUUGCUCAGUGCUGAAAAAAGAGCGAACAUUGGUUCCAGGUCAAACUUUUGGGGGUUUCAGGUAGAACCCUUUGCGGUUCCAUGUAAGGAAAAGGGUUCUACCUGGAACAACAAAAAUGUCAUCUUAUGGGGACAGCCGAAGAACCCCAAAUUCCUUCUUGCAUUUGCUUAUAAACACAAAAAUCGACAUUGAUUAAAAAUGGGUUAUUUUGAUUUAGUUAUUCACCUUGCAACGUGUUGAAAUGUGGGCUUUUAUUUUUUUAAGGUUUCUUCAUUAUCAUUGGAAAGUGACGUCAUUGUUAGUGCUGCUAGCGGAAUAGUAGUGAGGCGACAGAGUGAUUCCUGAGUGCUGACGUACAACUACUACUUUCCGACUUAAGCUGUUCCAAGUCUGGCGAAAACUGAACUGUAUGUGGUGUGUUUACCUACACGGGGAGACUCGUAAAAUACAGCUGAAAGGCGAUUAUUAUUGGACCUGUGUGUGUGUGUGUGUGUGUGAGAGAGAAUGACAGGUACAAACGGAAGGAUUUCAUGGCACUACGCGUGAAGAUGGGAAUUCCACCAGUUCCUGCAGCGUGUUUCAGGGUGGAGGUACCGGACUCAUGGAGAACCACUUCCAGACAGAGGCCUUCAACCUGGAUAAAGUGUUGGAUGACUUUGAACAGAAGCAAGAUGAGACCGACAGUCCCAGUCUGUCUGAUAAGUGGAUUCAGAUCCUGGCCCCUCCUGCCCACCUACUAUCUCCGAACUGUGCCCUGGCUUUGACCCCAGACCUCGGCCCCCUCCCAUUAAAGACCCCCCUGCCCCCUGACCCGUCAUCCAGCAACCCCCAGGGGCCCAACGCCAAAUACCACCCCACCGCCGAGCCCCCACCCUGGGGAGAACUACCAGACUGCCGUGCAGACGUGCAGAGCCCUCCACUCCCCCAGCCCAACAUCGGCAAGCUGGUUGGGGGUGAGGGCUCGUCAGCCUCCUCUAGCCCCCCUCCGUACCACCACCACUCCUCUAUCAGCCCCUCUAGUCCAGCCAGCCCUGCCCUCAACGGGCUCAGUGAAGAUCCCUGCAAGGGGAACCAGACAUGGGUGACCCCUUUAGACCACCACCAGCCCCCCACACCCUCAGACCCAUGUACUGAUACCCCUGUGGGGGAGAGGGGUGACGGAAGCUCCCACAUUAGUCACACACACUUAACCCCUCCCAGCCUCUCCUCAAUGGUCGAGGCGAUAGCAGAGAAGUUUAACUCCAAGCCAGAGACCGAGAGACCUGGUGCUUUAUCACCUAUUCAGGACAGUGGUAGGGAGGAGGCUGGAAUUGCUUUGAUACAGUCAUAUGAGGAAGGAAUCCCUAAGAGGGAAAGUCAUGGAAAUACUGUUAAAAAUGGAUUGAUGAAGGAGGGACCGACAGAGCGGAAGGAGUGUAGGAAUUCCUCUCAGAAGCAGACGAGGUUGAUAGGAGAAAUGGAGAAGGAGAGUAGGGGAGGUCAGGAUGGAGAGAUGGUUCUUACCAGCGGCAUGGCUACUGAGGAGGAGGACCGAGGGAGCAGGGAGGAGGACCGAGGGAGCAGGGAGGAGGACCGAGGGAGCAGGGAGGAGGACCGAGGGAGCAGAGAAGGCCAGUCUCUCCCCCCUCCUCAAUCCAAGGAGGACUCCGUGACAGAGGAGAAGGAGAUGGAGGAGAGCAGCCUAGAGAACGGAGGAGGAGAUAGCAGUGUUCCCUCCAUACUGAACACUCGUCUGCAGCUGGUCAGUGUUCCAUUCGGUGGAGCACGUCCCAAACAACCGGUCACUCUCAAACUCCAGAUCCCCUGGCCGCUAUCCGGACAGGACCAGAACCAACUAUCACCUACCGUUAACACCACCGCCGUCUGCAAGAACAAGAACCUUGAGAACCGUGCCGGUGACAUAACCAUGGAAACUGGAACCGUCGUUGCCGGGGUGACCCUGGUGGUUGUGUCGAGGUUGUUAACGGGAGUUGCUAAACGGGUCGUCAUCGUUGGGGCUGGUGCUGGAGUCCGAGAGCAGCCCGGACAAUGA